CGUCCCUCGGCCGUCUCCUCCCACGUCCAGCUCUGCGUCCGAGCGCCUCCGAAUCCCAGAAUGUUCCCGGAACUCAAUGACCUUUUGAACACUACCCCGGACAAGGUGGAGCAGGGGAAACUGACUCUGCUCUGCGAUGCCCAGACGGACGGCAGCUUCCUGCUCCACCACUUCCUUUCCUUCUACCUCAGAGCCAACUGUAAAGUCUGCUUUGUGGCGCUCACCCAGUCCUUCAGUCACUACAGCAUCGUGGCACAGAAGCUGGGUGUCAGCCUGACCACUGCCCGGGAGCGCGGGCAGCUGGUGGUCCUGGAGGGUCUCAAGUCCUCGGUGGACGUCUUCUUCCGGGCCCAGGAGGAGCCACACCCCCUGCAGUUUCUCAGGAAGGCCAGCGCUGGGGACUUGCAGCCGCUGUAUGAGUUUGUGCAGGAGGCCCUGAAGCCUGUGGACGGUGAGGAGGCUGCAUGGAGGUGCCCAGUGCUGCUGAUGGACGAUCUCAGUGUGCUGCUGAGCCUGGGUGUGGGUGCCGUGGCCGUGCUGGACUUGGUCCACUACUGCAGGGCCACCGUGUGCUGCAAACUGAAGGGAAACCUGGUGGCGCUUGUGCAUGACAGCGGAGGCGCUGAGGAUGAAGAGAGCAACACCCUGCUGAAUGGCCUCAGCCACCAGAGCCACCUGAUCUUGCGGGUCGAGGGCCUGGCCACGGGCUUCUGCCGGGAUGUGCAUGGGCAGCUGACGAUCCUGCGGAGGACCCUGUCGCAGCCCACAGUGCAGGGUGAGCGGCGCCUGACUUACCAGUACAAGAUACAAGACAAGAACGUGUCCUUUUUUGCCAGAGGGAUGUCCCCUGCUGUUCUGUGACGCGCUGUCAGGCCAGCGCCAGCAGCCUGGGACCGUUUGUGUUUAUGAAAGAGAAAGGAGCCCUGCAGAACCGGACCUUCCCACCCUCCUGGUGGUACCUGGCAGCCCACUACUUACCUGGGCCCUGCUCGGAAAGCAGCGGGAAGCCUCCUUCCUGCUACUGCUGCUGCUGCUGCUGCUGAGAGAGGGGCUGCGUGGGGACCCGCAGUGACAAGGAACCUCCACCUGGAGCUUUCUGUGUGAAUGUGCACCAGCUCCCCAUCUCUGGUUCCUGUGCCUCGCGGAACCAGAGUAGUCAGAAACGUGCCAACCAGGAGACGGUCUGCACCCUCACGGCUGGCGUAAAGUGAGUUCCCACGUCACGGCUUCAUGUGGGCUCUCUACUGUUCACCUGCCUCCUGGAUGGGACGGAGGCGCCUGGUGGCGUAGUGGACUGUACACGAAGCUGUUUACCACCUGGUCCUUGGUUCAAACCCUCCAGCCACUCCUCGGGAGAAACGAGGCUGUCUACUCCUGUAAAGAUUUAA
Molecule: messenger RNA, 1388 nt
Organism: Echinops telfairi (small Madagascar hedgehog)
Lineage: Eukaryota; Metazoa; Chordata; Mammalia; Afrosoricida; Tenrecidae
Gene: ELP6
Product: elongator acetyltransferase complex subunit 6
Exons: 7
Coding region: 61-861 (266 amino acids)
Biological process (GO): tRNA wobble uridine modification
Cellular component (GO): elongator holoenzyme complex
Source: RefSeq, a predicted model, not a curated record